Molecule: messenger RNA, 2250 nt
Organism: Parasteatoda tepidariorum (common house spider)
Lineage: Eukaryota; Metazoa; Arthropoda; Arachnida; Araneae; Theridiidae
Gene: mldr
Product: mitochondrial ribonuclease P catalytic subunit
Biological process (GO): mitochondrial tRNA 5'-end processing; tRNA 5'-leader removal
Cellular component (GO): mitochondrion; mitochondrial ribonuclease P complex
Molecular function (GO): ribonuclease P activity; protein binding
Source: RefSeq, a predicted model, not a curated record
AUGGUGUGUUGUUUACAAACAACAUUUGAAUUCUUUAAUUCAAAACUUUUCUUUCUAAAUAAUGAACGAAGUUUUAUCUUGUCAGAUUUGUCUUGAUUAUUCAUAUAUAUAUAUUCAAAAAAUGAGUGAUUCCUGUUGAUGUUAGUUUAAUAUUUUAUUGUUAUAAAUUUAGGGACUAAUGAAAUAAGUUUAUGAGAUUAUGUAUUUACCAUAGGCUACGAGAAAGUAAAACUUUUCUUCUAAUUCAGUGUCUAGUUCAUUAUCAUUUUAAAUAAAUUGUUGAACGUUUUCAAAAAUAUUAAAUAAAUAAGAGUAAGAUUAAUCAUUCAUUAUUAUAAAAACUAUGACUAUGUUUAUUGUAGGAUUCGAACAAGCCUAUUACAAGUUUUUUCUCAUCUUUAUGGUUUUCUGACAACCUAAAGAAUACAUUAUUUGGUUUGAAAGAUGUUACAAUGGUAAAGGAUAUUGUUUUGCCAUACAAUUUUUAUCAAGAUGUUGUCCGUGCUAAGAAUACAGAAAGCAAUCCCUCCUAUUAAAAAUAUCACAUCAACAUUUCGACUAACAUCCUCUCUACUAUUACACAAGAAACCAUUCUCAUCUAAUGUAAAUAAUUUAAAGCACAUACCAAAUUUUAAGAAUAAGUCUCUUCCUGAUUAUAAAACUGGCUUUGGUAGUCAGUAUCAUCCUUUGGCUCCGUUUGAAGUAGCAAAUGAAAAAAUUAAAAGUUACUUUUCAGAAAAAUCUCCUGAAACAUUUGAUGAUUGGGAAGAUGCAAAAAUGCAUUUUUUCACUGAAAUAUCUCUUUUGUCGGACAUCAACUAUAGUAGUAUUAUCAUGAAUACACUAUUGAAUGAAAACAACAUCAAGUUAGCUCAAUCUUUCAUGAACUAUUUGCAAAAAAGUAAUAUGAAGCCUAAUGUAUUAGCAUACCUUCAAUAUAUCGCUUUGUGUGGGAAGAAUGUUGAGGUGUGUGGGCAAGAAGAAAUUUUUAAAAGUUUUAAUCAAAUUCAAGAUUUCAUCGAAAAUACUCCUAUUUUUGAUAUGAAACGAGGUGUUUAUAUUAUACAAGGUAUUUGUAGCACAGAUAAAUGGCGUUCUGCCUUUGACUAUCUUAAGAGAAUUCCAUCCCCGUGUUUGGAAAUUAGAAAUAGUCUAGCAUCUGCUGCUAUACGAAACGGGGAUGAGACUCUAGCAUGGGAAAUCAUCUCAAAACGGUUUAAGAAGGGUGAAGUUUUGGGUAAUCAAGUUAUUGAAGAAUUUUUAAAAUAUGCGAAUGAAUUAUUGGUAAAAGAUAGAAGUAAAGCUGAGACUUUCUUGUUAAAGAUUUUCAAGUAUAUGGAAUGUCAUAAUCUCCAAUUAACUAAAAAUACUGUGACUUUAGUUGAAAAAUUUUUUAUGAGGCAUUCCUCAGACUGGAGCAUAAAGUAUACAAAGGUUAAUCGAACAGGAGAAUGUGAAUUUUGUAAGAAAUGUUUGAAGCCUGUGGAAUUAUCAGAAUCAGAAUUUUCUAUGUUAGAAAAAAGCUUCAUGGAGAAAUCUGUUAAAAAGGGGGAUAUUUUUAUUAAUACAACUUUUGAUGAAUUCAAGAAAUAUAUGUCUUUUAUUGAGCGUCACAAACCUUUUCAUAUUGUAAUUGAUGCAUUGAAUGUAGCAUAUACGACAAAGAAGAAAAAGAUUGCGAAGAAUUUAGCUAUUCAUCUGCUUCGAAUUGUGGAGAGACUUUCUUCGAAAUCAUCUCGCAGAAUACUUGUCUUGGGUCGCAAACACAUGAUUGGGUGGCCUCCGAAUCUAAUGAGAAAAAUUUCGAAUCUAUCUGCUGUUUUUCUCACAAACAAUAUUUCUCAAGAUGACCCUUUCACAGUAUAUGCAGCCUUGGCUAGUGGACCUAAUACAUUUAUAUUGACCAUGGACUUGAUGAGGGAUCAUAUGUCCCGUCUGGAUGAUCCUUACCUGAUUGCACUGUUCAAAAAAUGGCAGCAGUCACAUCAAAUUUUACUGGUAGUUGAUGAAAACGACAAUUUCAAACUUAUGAAUCCUGUAAAACACAGCAUAAGUAUUCAAGGCAGUAUGGAAUCUGGUUGGCACAUCCCUUACGAUGAUGAAAUAAUUCGUGAACCUUAUGAGGAAUUAAACAAUUGGCUCUGUAUUCAGAAAUCUUGAUAGAUGACCCAUAUUAUUUAUGUAUUUGUUGCAUUAGAAAUGAACAUCGUUGAAAUUUCUGUAAAUAUGUAAUAAAUAACUUCCUAGUUC